AUCUAGAUCGAUGGCUACAAUGGUGCGUUUCGUGUUGUGUGGAUAUUGGGCUGUUUGUAAUUUGACAGUUACUGUAUUCUUGUUGGCUUAUGCAAGUAAAAGCACUUUUAGCCACCUGCUGGUGUUCAGAGAACUUACUGAGUAUGGCAAACUGACGAUUUCUCCAUCGUCGACGUCAAGAAAAACAAACCAGAAUUUGCUAUUUAGACUGCCUAGAGUACCCAAACGGUGGUUUAGACAUUUCUAUGCCUCUGGAAUUGUUUAUUGUAUUGUCAUUUUGGGAGCACUGACGCGUGACAUAUGGCUAAACAAAGGCGGGGUCUCAACACAGGAAUGCACUAGACUCCUUGCCUUGAUGCUGCUGCUUGUUCAAGUGAUGAGGCGAUUUUUAGAAACAAGUUUUGUAAGUGUGUUUUCUGACUCAACCAUGAGCUUGGCGCACUAUGUACUGGGAAUUACAUUCUAUCUGAGCACAGCAUUGACUGUUGCAACAGGUUCUUGGAACACUGAUAAAGAAGUAACAAAGUUGUCUGCCAAAGACUAUUGCUUUCGAGAUUUAUGUUGGUAUCAAUUUGCUGGUGUGGUAUUGUUCAUUUGGGCCAGUUAUCAUCAGUAUAAAACAGCUUGUAUACUAGCCAAUCUUCGACGUGUGUCAAGCGAAAAACAUAAAUAUGCAAUACCUCAAGGUGAUUGGUUCCAGUAUGUCUCUUGUCCUCACUAUUUGCAAGAGAUUCUAAUCUAUUUGGGACUCCUUCUUGUACUUGGUGCUCGAGAUUGGAUGCAAUUUUGUCAACUAUUUUUUGUUGUCACCAACCAAACGCUAUGUGCUAUUCAGUCUCAUCAUUGGUAUGCCAAUGUCAUGAGUCGUUUACCUGCUAAAUAUUGCAUCAUUCCAUGGUUACUUUGAAAGAUGAGUCACAGUGGUUUUAAAAUUAUUGUGUUAUUGUAGCUAACUUGUAUGAGUGCAGGGAAACUUCUAUUGUAGUUGUAUCUAUAAUUCUGUAAAAUCGUUUAUAAUUAUUGGUUAAUGCUACUCUGUAUAAGAGACCAAUAUUGAUAUUGAUGGAAAUAGACAACAUUCU
This is a messenger RNA of Corticium candelabrum, 1082 nucleotides long. RefSeq names its product polyprenol reductase-like. Gene Ontology annotation, cellular component: endoplasmic reticulum. Gene Ontology annotation, molecular function: 3-oxo-5-alpha-steroid 4-dehydrogenase activity. Lineage: Eukaryota; Metazoa; Porifera; Homoscleromorpha; Homosclerophorida; Plakinidae. The record is from RefSeq and is a predicted model, not a curated record. The transcript has 2 exons. Gene Ontology annotation, biological process: polyprenol catabolic process; dolichol-linked oligosaccharide biosynthetic process. Bases 11 to 907 code for a protein of 298 amino acids.